Maniola jurtina (meadow brown) is the source of this 5890-nucleotide messenger RNA. It is a transcript of the gene FAM21, whose product is annotated as WASH complex subunit 2. Bases 268 to 4695 code for a protein of 1475 amino acids. The transcript has 13 exons. The record is from RefSeq and is a predicted model, not a curated record. NCBI's taxonomy places the organism in Eukaryota, Metazoa, Arthropoda, Insecta, Lepidoptera, Nymphalidae.
UCAAAAAAUUGCAAGUUUGAAGUUGCGAGUGCGUACACAACACAAAAUUUAUAAUUACUUUUUUGUUUUGUUAGUGAUUUAGUGGUAAUUUAGAAAGUUUACAGUUAUUGUUCAGCGAGUGCACUACUUUAUAAACUUUCUAUAGCACGAAAUUGUAAUGUGAAGUGUCCUACAAAUCGGUAAAUGCAAAAAAUCCUUUCACACGGGUAGACCAGCACUACAAGUUUUCAUGUUUCACAAUUAGGUUUCAGAUUUUAAAAAAGAAUCAUGGAGGCAGAUACAGCGUCCCUCCGUAAGGCAGCUCCAAACUGGAACUUAGCUGGAGACAAGCAGUUGCUGGAAAUGCUACAGAAAAUACAUCUGAAAAUAAUGACAAAAUGUGAAGAGGCUAAUGUGAAAUUGGAUGCUAUGGUAGAUGCACUUGAUAAUGCAAGUAUAGAUCUGCAAAAUGUAAAUAAUAAAUUCAUGGCUUUGAGUAACAGUCAAUUUGUGGAAAGCAGAGUUUAUGAUGACGAUGUUGAUGUGUCAACUGCAGAAAACAUUGCAAAGGUUGAAACUCUUAAAGUGGAUGCAGAGAGUGAAAUAACAAAAUUAAAGAGCAGUUUACAGAGAUUAGAGCAAAUGCAUGAACCUGUUCACAUAUUGGACAGUGACAGUUCUGACGAAGAAGAUGAUGGAAGAAUAAUAUUGAAACCAAAAGAGAUUUAUUCACAUCGUCCACUGCCUUACAUCAUUGGCUCGCAAGCUUGGAAGAACAAGUGGCAUGCAGGGCUAAUACAAGAGGAGAGCGACAGUGACAGCUCAGUAUCUAAACAAGACAAUAUUGGGAUAUAUAAUGAUGAAUAUUCAGAAUCUGAGCCAGAAACUGCACCGACAGAUAAACUGGCACACAGAACUAUAUCAUCUUCAUCAAUGGAAUCGGAGUUGACGUCACAACCACAAGCCACCAGUGAGGUUACCAGGCAACCAGCGAAACCUGCUGAUAUUGCCGCGGAAUUGGCGAGGCGACUGGGUGGGCAACCUGUACAGUUGCCUGCAAGUGAACCUGUGCCUAUACAGACUCCUCCAGAGCCAACAACCACAAAGGUUUAUAGAGUGGAGAAACCUGCACCAACUACAAUUUUCUCCGACGAACCGCCACCUCUAGAUGACUAUCAAUCCUACAAAUCCGACUACACGGAUGACGACGAUAUAUUCGCGGAGUUGCACAAGAAACCUAAUCCUAAUACAAAUAGAAGUCAAAAUCGCGUGACCAAGGAUUUGUUUGGUGGUCUCAAUGAUAAUAUUGUCGAUGAUCUGUUUGGUGAAGUGGAAACCCGUGACAAUGAUAUAGGAAACGUUGACUAUCAGGAUGAUAAAUCAAGUGCACGUGGCAGGGAAAAAACACCUCUAUUUGAUGAGAGACAGAAAUCAAAUUUGGUCACUGAAAAACCUCUGCCUAAACAGAAACCAAUAGAAACUAAAGCUGAGACUGAAGGUGCUGUUAAAAAGCCAGUUGGUGGUAUAUCUCUAUUUGGAAGUAACAAAGGUGCCGAAAGCAUUGGUGCAGCCAUUUUGAAGAGAAAUCAAAGAAAAUCUUCUACAUCUGAUGAAGACACAAGUAAUACGGAAAAUAAAGGAAAAGCACCAAGCAUUGAAAAAACAAAUGAAGAACCAGUGAACAAAAUAAUCAAAGACUUAUUUAGUAAACCGACAAAGAAGGUGAUUAAGAAAGAAGAAACCAAAAGGAAAGAAGAGGUUGAAAAAGUUAAACCUGCGAAAGAUAAAAUAGAUCUAUUUAGUGAUAACCUUUUCGACGAUAUUGAUGAUAUUUUUACUACAAAUAUUGUUACAAAACCGAAAGACCAUAAAUCUCAAAAAUCUAUAUUUGAUGAUGACGAUCUGUUUGCCGAUAUAGCUAUAAAGAAAUCCGAGGAACGUAGUGAUAAAAGUGAUACAAAAAAUGUGUUUGAUAGCAAUGAUGAUUUGUUUAGCGAAAAUGAAAACACACUAAACACUGAAGUUAAAAUUCGUAAUAAUCCUACAAAUGUUGACAAAAAUGCUAUGAUUGCCAAAGAAACUGUUAAUGAUAAACUAAAAAGCGAUAACAAAUCAAAACAAACUGCGAGCAAAAGUUUAUUUGAUGAUGACAGUGAAGAUGAUCUAUUUUCAGAUGCCAAAACAGUCGGUAAUGUUAGCAAGUCUCAAAAUCCUAUCAUUGAAAAUGUUAAAGAAGCGGAAGAUAUUACAUUAGAAAGUAACCAUAAAUCUCUGAGUACAAAAACUGUAAUAAACGAUGUAAAUAACUUAUUGAAUAAGUUAGAAAGCAAAAGUCUAUCACAAUCGAUUAAUUCAAAAUCUCAACUAGAAAGUCCUUCUCUUUUUGAUGACGAUGAAUUCGAUGACAUAUUUACUGCCCCAACAAAAUCAAGUACUGAACAAAAUAAGUUAAACAAUCCAGAAGACACUAAACAUAUUAUCAUUGAAGAUACGAAAAACACAGGAACAAUUGAAUCAAAUAAAACCGGGUGCAAAGAAGAAAUAUCACGAAUAAACGAUAAUAUUGCUGAAAUAAGACAAACUGCACAUAUCGAAAAUAAAAUUUCAGAAACGCGUGAUAUUGCAAAAACUAAUAUAAUGGUAGGUGAAACAAAAAAUAGUUAUAUUUCAGAUGAUAAAGCUAAAUCUAAGUUAUCACAACCUGAAGAAAUUUUUGCUGAUGUAAAUGAAAUAGUAGACCAAAAACAAGAUACUAGAAGUUCAUACUUUGCAGAUGUAGAUGAUGAUUUAAAAAAACCAGAGCAUUUCAAACAUUCUGAAACUUCAAAUGAAGAUGCUAAAAAUAUUCUACCCCCAGAUUUAAUACCAGAAUGCUCAAAAUUGGAGCCUACCGAACCAAGUGUAUUAAGUGAUAUAUUUACUGAUUUGCCCCCUGAGUUUGAAAAACCUUUAGAACCAAAGAAAAGUAAAAAUGUAAACGCUUUGUUUGAUGAUGAUUCUGACGAUGAAGCGUUGUUUUUUAAAAAGAAUGAACCUAUAAGCGAUGAAAAACCAGAACUGAAUUUCGAUAGUGACAGAUUUAGAAUAUUUCAUGAUGAACCGCCUGAAAUUGAUGUAGAUUUUUCUCAGAAACCUUUGAAAAAUACCCCCAACACUUUCGAUGAAUUGACUGAUGAUGAAUCGUUUGGAGAUUCGCCUACAUCACAAGCACAACAGCCAGUCAAAAAUGUUGAAAUAGAAAGUGUAAAAGAAGUAAAUGAACCACAUAAAAACGUCUUUCUAAGCAGUGAAGAUAAAAUAACGAAUGCAGUUGAUAUCACAAAACUAAUUGAAGAUUCUAAAGAAAGUGAAAAAAAUCAAGAAACAAAUGUUUCCGAUCUUCUAGUAAGUUUUGAAGAAAAUACUAAAAUGAAUUUGUCAGAAGACAUAAGUGACAAACCAGAAGUCAGCGAAUCGGAAACUCUUGCAAAUAAAGAUCUAAUAGAAGAAACUGAGCAAGUGAAAUUAAUAGGAAAAUUAAAGCCCAUGAAUUUCAAUAUAAACGUGAACAGUUUACUUCCUGGAGCUUCUUUAAAGAAGUCAAAAACAAGCGAAGAAACAGACGGUCAGGCUAUAUCAACAAAAAGUAAUGAAGAAUUAAAUAUACAUAGUUCUGAAAAGACUGAAUCGAAAAUGGUGAAAUCCGUUAGUUUCGACGGAGAUCCAGACUCAGAAAUUUUAGAUAAUAAAUUGUCCAAACAUAGAGCGAAAAUUCAAGUCAAACGACGACCAUCUUCUAGGAGAGCUCGAUUAGAAGCAGUUAGAAAAUCACGAAUCGAACUUGCAUCAGAUUCCACUGAUAAUUCUAGUUCUUUUGAUGAACCUCCUUAUAAAGAAAUAGUUAAUAGAGAAAGGCUAGAUGGCACAGUUGAUUCAACUAUAACACAAACAAAAUCUUCUAGUGGUGAUACUUUUAAAGAAAAUGCAAGUACAUUAGAUAUGCCAGAUACUACUGAUGUAAUUAAUCCUUCUUUACCAGAAACGUUACUUAAAGAAAGAGACAAUUUUAUUGGUACAAAAAUCACUCAACCAGACGUUAAGUCAAAAGUAGUUUAUAUUUUAAACGACGAAGACAUAUUCAAUGAUAUCGAUCCAAAAAAAGAAGAUAAUAAUGGAAGUAAAAAGGUGCAUAACAAAAAUGUUCUCAACGUCAUCGACGACGAUGAUGAAUCUUUAUUUAAAACACCCAAUAUAUCGACUUUAGGUAAAACUUAUGAAAAUAAAACUGUAUCCAGCUCAGAUGAUCUGAAACCAGAGCCCAAAACCACUGUAUCAAAAGAAAGUUUACAAAAGGCUUCUGAAAAUGUAAAAGAUAAUAAUUUACCUAAAACUAAAAAGUUGCUUUUUGAUGAUCUAAGUGAUGAUGAAAAUGAAUUAUUCGGUGGUAACAAAAAGCCUGCAAUACAAAAAGCUAACAUAUUUGAUUCUGAUAGCGAGGGUGAAUUAUUCAUCAAGAGUAAAAGAGAAAGUGCAACUGUUGAACUUAAAAAAGAGGCAGUUAAAGGCUCCCUGUUUGGCGAUGAGAGUGAUGAUGACAGUGAUUUGUUCAGUGUUAAAGCAAAAAAAACAUCAGGAAAUGUAAGACAACAUGAUAUACAAAAACCAAAAGAAGUGGCAGCUAAAACAUCAGAGCCAGUUUUUGAAGACCCCUUGUCUAUGUUCGGUGAUGUCAGCUGAAAAUUGUAUGCAGUUGUUAUGAAAUUAUUAUACAAAUAUUUAUUACUUUUAUAGAGAUUAUUUUUAACUACAUGCUGACCAAGUGAAGUAGAGUUAAGUAGACGAAUAGCAAACGUGACCUCAGUCUCUCAUUUUAUACGGACGAGAAGACCGCAUCCUACAUUUCUAUUUUCAACCCAUUCGUCUAGUUGGCUUGGUCGGCUACUACUUUUUUUAAAUGUAUUACUGGUUAUUUUAACUUUUAGAACUUUACAAAAGUUUAUGAGAUUUUCUAUUAUAAUGUUAUGACAAUUUUGUACGUAAAAUUGCCACACUUACCUACUUUUUAUUUAUGUGUUCAAAAAUAAGCAUUAUAUUAUUAAUAUUUAAUGAUUUUUAAAUAUUCAGUUCGUACUUGAAAUGGAUUAUUAUUUAAUAUAAAAAGAAAUAUUUUAUGUGAAACAGUGUAUUAAGAUUAAUUGCCUAUGAAAAUGUAGAAAAUUAACUUAUUAUUAUUAUUAUUAUUAUAUAGUGCAACCAAACAUUCCGUAAAUGUAAAUUCAACUUAUGUUAUUGUAGUUAGGUAAAUCAUGUAAAUAAAUAAAUCGUUUUAAAUUGUGUUAUUGGAACGAAAUAAUAUAAGUAGACCAAGAUUUUGUAAAAUCACGCAUCGAUGUUAUAAAAGUAAAACUCGUGUAAAAAUCGACAGUAGGUACUUUAUUAUGAUACUAUUUUUAUUACGCCUUUUAUGUUGCGAUGCGCCAUGUUAUCGCGUUUUGCUAACACAAAUGUGUUAUUUUAACUGAGGUCAUGCUAUUUGGGGGGCGUGACCUAACUGUUUUGUUUGCAGAGUCAUUUUAUUAACGUGUUAGUAAAACAAUAUUUUCUUCGGGCCCGGCUUUAGACGCGCUAUUAACAUGAUGUUAAUUCAGAGUUUCACACAGAUGCAUACUUUGCAAUUAGCAAUGCAUGAUUUAUUUCUAGAUAGGUCGCACUACCUUAAAAAAAUGACAAAUUACCUACGUGAUUUUAUAUAAAACCAAUAAAAACUAAUUUGAACCUCUUUACAUAGAUACUCAUGCAUUUCUGAAUUGCAAAGUUGAUUGUAGAUAGCCAAUAGGUGCUUUUUAGAAAUAGUUAAAGCUGUAACUAAGUGCCUAUGUAAUAUUGUGUUAAGUUUGUAUGAAUUUAAUAUAUUAAUAAACUUAACUGUUUG